Messenger RNA from Cynara cardunculus var. scolymus (artichoke), 1134 nucleotides. Its product is annotated as BRI1 kinase inhibitor 1-like. Bases 150 to 1106 code for a protein of 318 amino acids. Gene Ontology annotation, molecular function: kinase inhibitor activity. Gene Ontology annotation, cellular component: plasma membrane. Lineage: Eukaryota; Viridiplantae; Streptophyta; Magnoliopsida; Asterales; Asteraceae. The record is from RefSeq and is a predicted model, not a curated record. The transcript has a single exon.
UCUACUUGUUCUCAUUCUAUCUGACAAAUCUCUCUCUCUCUCUGUGGGCUUCAUACUUUUUGUUAUCCAGUUUGGUGUUGGUGGUUAUCAAGAAUUGGGUGAGCAUAAAGAGCGAUAAAAGUAGAGAGUAUUUGAAGAAACAAGAAGCAAUGCUACUCCAAGAAAGUGGCAAGAAUCCAUCAUCUCCACCACCACAAACCACCUCAUCACCACCCUCAGUCUCUUCCUCUCCAACCCAUGAGUUCUCCUUCACCGUGUCUCUCCGUCCACACCCACCACCAACUUCAACUCCAGAUUGUAAUUCCAACACCUAUGAUGAUACUAACGAUCAUCAUAAAACCAAUCAUCUGCCCCCACCAUCAUUGGCUGCCAUUGACUUAUCUCCGGCGGAUGAUAUCUUCUUCCAUGGCCACCUCCUCCCACUCCACCUCCUCUCUCACCUCCCUGUCUCCCCUCGAUCCUCCACAAACUCAAUGGACAGUUUCACCCUCCCAAUCAAAGACCUCCUAUAUGACCCGAUAAACCCCAUCGGAAACACCAGCUUCCACUGCCACCACCAAACCACCUUCUCCGAUUUCGACCAACCUCAAGUCACCACCGGCGAUAAGAACGGACCGAAAUCCAAACCCUUUUCAUUGUUUGGCAUACCCAAGUGGAAAAAAAGGUGUGACGAUGAGAGAGAAAGAGAUGAAGAUCAGAAUAGAGAGAGAAACAACAGCAAGAAGCUCAAGUUAGAUUUAGGUCAACUUAUCAAGAGGUACAUGAAGAUGGUAAGGCCUUUGUUGUCGUUUCCAAAGUCCAAAAGAUCGAAUAGGACAUUCAACCACCAGUCGUAUUCUUUUUCCGGCAACUCGCUGAGCUCCAGGAGGAGGAGUAAGCCGCCGGAGAUGAUGAAUACAAGCGGUAAGCGAAGAGGGCAGUUCUCGUUGCCGGCGUCCAUGAAGACUUCUCCGACCAACAGUGGCAUCCUUCUUGCUUCAGGAACUGUAAGUCCAGCCAAAAGCACAACAAGUGAAAGCACCAUGGAAGAAUUACAUGCUGCAAUUCAAGCAGCUAUUGCUCAUUGUAAGAAUUCCAUCGCCAUGGAAGACAAACUUCAAUCCUAAAAUUAAAUCUAUAUACACUCCUUUUAAU